Molecule: messenger RNA, 2251 nt
Organism: Thalassophryne amazonica
Lineage: Eukaryota; Metazoa; Chordata; Actinopteri; Batrachoidiformes; Batrachoididae
Product: forkhead box protein O3-like
Exons: 1
Coding region: 561-1253 (230 amino acids)
Biological process (GO): regulation of transcription by RNA polymerase II
Cellular component (GO): nucleus; mitochondrial matrix
Molecular function (GO): DNA-binding transcription factor activity, RNA polymerase II-specific; RNA polymerase II cis-regulatory region sequence-specific DNA binding
Source: RefSeq, a predicted model, not a curated record
GGGGGCUGGUCCUUCGUGCGCCUGUGUGCGUGCAGAGCUGCAGCCAGCAAAGCCACAGCCAGUCGUAGUAACUCGGAGUUGAGGUGGCAGUCAGGAUCCACAUCGACUCGGACUGACCUGCGCGUCACCACAGUGUGAACAUGAAUUUUGGAAGCGGCUGCGCGCAAUCCGGAAUCUAGUCUCUGAUGUUUUUCUUUUCUUUUCUUUUCUUUUUUUUUUGGAACCACAGAGGAUCUGAGAAGUAUUUUAUGAAAUGUCUUGAGUAAGGAUUUAGUCCCUGUCAGCUCACACGUGCGCAUUCAGAAGCAAGCAGUGUCUUCGCUUUUUUUUUUUUUUUUUUCCCCAAGACCCAGCAGACCCGUGCGCGGUGUUUGAGCGUGUCCUUUGUCUUUCUGUCCUCACAGGGGUUAAUCACUAAGUUUCUCGUGGCCCUUUUGGGACGUGGCUGGUGUGGAACAGCAACAAAGAACGAGCGCGCGCAUACAUGGGACGCGUCUUUGACAGCUCCUCGUUUCUUCUCCUAUAACUUUACGCACUGAUCCUGAUUGGAGCUGGGAGACAUGGCCGAGGCUUUGCUCCCAGACCCACUCCCGGACUUGGACGUGGCCAUCGAUCCGGACUUCGAGCCCCAAAAACGACCCCGAUCGUGCACCUGGCCGCUGCCACGACCGGAGUCGGAUGCGGACAAACCGGAGAGCAAUGACACGGACAUUAUUCCCGAAGAAGAGGACGAUGAGGAGGACGGUGCCACUCCGACGGCCUCCGGGGUCUCUGGUUUGAGGGAGGACCGGAGCAGCGGCAGCCCCGCGGGCGAUGGCUCGCUCUCCUCUCCCGGCCAGGAGAGCGGAGGCUCACCGCUCUCCGCGCACUCCCCGACAGCCGCCUCUGGCUCGUUGACACCCAACAGUGUGGGGUCCCAGCAGACCCCGAGGAAGACAUCAUCUCGUCGGAACCCCUGGGGCAACCUCUCUUACGCCGAUCUGAUCACCAAAGCCAUAGAGAGCUCGCAGGACAAGAGGCUGACCCUCUCUCAAAUUUAUGACUGGAUAGUGAGGUCCAUCGCUUACUUCAAAGACAAAGGAGACAGCAACAGCUCUGCAGGAUGGAAGGUGAGUCUAACCCCUGAUUCCCCCCCCCCCCACCCCAAAAAACCCCUAAUGAAAACCCACUCGGCACCCCUCCUUCCUCCAUCAAAACAAAAACAUGUGGCUUCCAAACCUGUGACGCACACACAGACGCAUGCCCACGCGUAAAAGUGCCUUAAAAUGCCACAGUACCUUAUAAUUAUUCAAGUAACUAUUAAAUAACAAUGACACGACACCAAAACUGAAGAAUAAAUCAAACACUAGGUGUGCAUCCAAUCCUUUUAGGUCAUAUAAUCCGAUUACAUUUGGCACAUUUCCACCAAACAUGAUGAAGUUGCCAACUUUUCCACUAACUACUACUGUUCAUGUAUUUAUUUGUUGAAAACAUGAAGUAUGUGAUGACUUGCAUGCACAGUAUUCCACAAAGACAGACACACAAUCUGUCACAUGGCACAAGCGUAACCAGUUUGUCUGGAAACACAGCAUCAGGCUAUUUUUAAGUGAGACAAUCCACAUGCAAGAACCUCAGAGAAGGCUGCAGAGCAGAAGGCUUUAAUAACCGUGCACCGUCUCUGUGGAAAUCACAGAGAAAAUCCUGUCUUUUUUAUACAUCAUCUCGAUGAAAAGCGCAUGCAAACACACUGUCAUGACAUCGUGGUUCAUAAUUUCAUGGUGGUCAUGUUAAGAAGUCGUCUUUCUUCCAUUUUUGCUUGCUGCGUGAGUCCUGGGAGAGCUGUGCGCGUCUGUUGGGUCAGUAGACUCCUGCCAAAGUUUGAUCCUCCCAUCUGUGAAUUACGCAACAACUGGGAAGCUUAAUGUGAGUGAACACUGACGCUUGGUUUAAAGGGGUCAAUCAUGUGUUUAUGUUCUUCUACAGUUAAAUAUACUUGAGGUUUCAUCCUUUGCCACAUGCUUCAAGCACCGUGUGGCCAUUGUUUCACAAAAAUCCAAAUAACUCAGAAAUACGUUAAAAUAUUAAUUAUAAAUGACCUAAUCGGCUGUUUCUGAACCCAAAUCCUAUCUCACCACCCACACAGUGGUGCACUCUAGUAGUCUCUCCUCACUGUUCCACCAACACCCAGUUCCCAGGAGUUUGCGUCUUCCUCCCCAUGUCUGUGUGGGUUUCCUCCCAGCAUCAAAACAUGCAUAUUCAGCCGAGACAACAG